AUGUUGGAGAAACCAGGCCUCUACGCCCGAGUGGCGGCAUACACCGUCCUCCUCAUUUGGAACGAGGUUAAAUUCUUGCUCAACACUGCCAUCGUCAGGAAGAAGGCCGCCUGGUUCGGGCCCGCCGUCCCUGAGGAGCGAACGCGCAAUAUUGUCAUUAUUGGCGCUUCGUUUGCUGGCCACUAUGCUGUUCGCCUGAUCGCCAACAGCCUCCCCCCGAACAGCCCGUUCCGAGUCAUUGUAAUUGAGCCGAGCAGCCAUUUCGUCUUCACCUGGGUCCUGCCCCGGUUCUGCGUGGCCAAGGGCCAUGCGCACAAGGCCUUCAUCCCCUACGGAGGCAACAUUGAGGGUGUGCCUGAGGGCGCCGUGAGGUGGAUCCAGGACAAGGUUGUUGCUAUCACCAAAGACAGCGUUCAGCUGAAGAACAGCGACGAGCAGAUCCCUUAUGAGUAUUUGAUUGUCGCCACUGGAUCUGGCGUUAAGGACGGUCUUCCUUCCCGUGUCCAUGAGACCGAGAAGGCUGAAGGUGUCAAGAGGGUACAAGAAAUGCAGCAAAACAUCGAGAAGGCUAAUAAGUUGGUGGUGGUUGGCGGUGGCGCUGCGGGUGUCGAGGUUGCGACAGACGCCAAGUCCGUAUAUCCCAACAAGUCUGUGACGCUUGUUCACUCCAGGAGCGCCUUGAUGCACCGGUUCGGUCCCGGGCUCCAGAAGGCAGCUCUGGAGGGAAUGCAGAAGCUUGGGGGCGACGUUAUUCUCGAGGACCGUCUGGUUAGCCACGAUGCUGAAGCAGCCACAGUGACACUUCAGUCGGGCAAAGUCCUUGAGUGCGAUUUACUGAUCAAUUGUACCGGCCAAAAGCCUCACUCUGAACUAAUCGCCCAGCUUUCCCCGUCUUGCAUUUCCGAAACGGGACACAUCAAGAUCAAGCGAACGCUUCAGAUUGCUGAUGACACUUACCCUAAUAUCUACGUCUGCGGCGAAGUCGCCGACACGAAGACACCAAAUCCCAAUGCCCGCUCCGCUUCUCGGCAGGCCUGGGUGGUGGCCGCCAACAUCCUGAAGCUUGUUCAGGGGAAGAAGCCGACUGAAAAGUAUGAGAACUUCUGGGCGGAUGGCCUGAUUAAACUCACGCUUGGUCUCGAUCGCUCCGUGACGCAUUUCGGCGAUGGAAAGGCCGAGCUUCUCUUCGAAAGCGUCGAGAAGGAUGAAGAGCUCAUGGCGGCUGUUUGCUGGUCUCGAAUGGGAAAGAAGCCCUAUGAGGAUGACUACCUGAAUAAGCCUGAGCUCAAAGCCAAGGUCGAGUGCGCCUAA
Clonostachys rhizophaga is the source of this 1311-nucleotide messenger RNA. Lineage: Eukaryota; Fungi; Ascomycota; Sordariomycetes; Hypocreales; Bionectriaceae. The record is from the annotation of a GenBank genome assembly.